UUCCCUUCUUGCUGUUACCUGUCCAUCUCCACACUGCCUACCGGCAAGAGCCCAGCACAAAUCCAGCUAGCAGCCCCCGGGAACGCUGGAGAAACUGACCAGGAAGCAACAGGCAGGAUUUUGCAGCAGUGAAACUGAUCAGCUUGAUCCCAUUCGGGGAAUUUCAGAUCCAGAAAGGGACAGCGAAAGAGAGGAAGAAUCAGACUGAGAAAUCCCCCACCCCCAGCUGCUGCCCACCCGAUUUCCUGGAUUUUUUUAAAACUGUUAUUUUCUUUUGUAUUUUAUUUUACUUUCUAUGCUCACUGCAGGACAGGGCAGGCGGUGAGAAGGAAGUGGCCCUGGUGCUAGAGAAUUCAAAGGGAUUGUGCCAUUAUCACAGCGCCCGUGCGUGUGAGCGUCGCCUCUCACCCGGCUUACGGAACCGGAAAGCUGGGAGCCAGGAGCUGAAUUGGUUUUCCUCAGGUUUACUCUGGCACGGAGGCCACCUGGGCUGGGCAGAGCCGAUGAGUAAAGGAGAAACGUGGCGUGAGUGGAAAUAACCAAGGACGCAGGAGACCUGAGGCAGAGCGAGUGAGCGCUUUGUGGAGAAACAGCCAGCCGGAGCAGGGCGAGCGGGACCCUCUGCUGUGUCUAGCACAGGAAGGAGAAAAAAACCCAUCCUUAAGUUAUUUAAAAACUGGGAAAUAAUUCACUUCUUAUUUAUUGUCGGGGGGUAGCGUUCGCUGGUGUCGAAGGCUCCCUUCAGUGACUGACUCUGUGUGCCAGGGGCCAUGGCUCUCUCUCAGGUGCAGUGUCUGGACAACAGCCACGUCAACUGGCGAUCCAGCGAGUCCAAGCCGGAGUUCUUCUACAGCGAGGAGCAGCGGCUGGCCCUGGAAGCGCUGGUCUCCAAGGGGCCAGAGGCCUUCUACGAGGUCCUCAAGAAAGAGAACAUUCGGGACUUCCUCUCCGAGCUGGAGCUCAAAAAGAUCACGGAGUCGGUGGAAACAUACGACCCGGGGUCGGAGUACAUCCCGCGCCCCGGGGGCGGGGACAGCGACGGGGACUGCGCCAGCCAAGGGGGCCCGGGAGAGCUGGCGCCCUCCUUGGAGUACUGGCCCCAGCGAUCCGACCGCUCCAUCCCGCAGCUGGACCUGGGCUGGCCCGAGUCCGUGGCCUACCGGGGGGUCACCAGGGCCAUGGUGUACAUGCAGCCGCCCAUCGACGGGCAGGCGCACAUCAAGGAGGUGGUGAGGAAGAUGAUCGUCCAGGCUCAGAAGGUCAUCGCUGUGGUCAUGGACAUGUUCACGGAUGUCGACAUCUUCAAGGACCUCCUGGAGGCGGGCUUCAAGCGGAAAGUCGGCGUCUACAUCAUCGUGGAUGAGACCAAUGUGAAAUACUUCCUUCAGAUGUGCGAGCGCACGCAGAUGCACGCCGGGCACCUGAAGAAUCUCCGCGUUCGCACCACGGGAGGGACGGAAUUUUUCACCCGUUCGGCCACGAAGUUCAAAGGUGCCUUAGCCCAGAAGUUCAUGUUUGUGGAUGGUGACCGGGCGAUGUGCGGCUCCUACAGUUUCACCUGGUCCGCAGCCAGGACCGACAGGAACAUCAUCUCGGUCCUCUCCGGCCAGGUGGUGGAAGCGUUCGACAAGCAAUUCCAGGAGCUGUACCUCAUGUCCCGGGGGCUGAGCCUCAAGUCCAUUCCCAUGGACGAGGAGCCGGAACCGGAGCCGCUGUCUCUGCUGUCCGUCGCCCCCGUCGCGCCAGCCAACGCCGUGGUGAAGAAGCUGAUUAACCCCAAAUAUGCCCUGGUGAAGGCCAAGAGCGCAGAACUGAUCAGCAAGAUGUCGGCCGAGAGGCAGGCAGGCGCCGGCAGGAAGGAGCAGAUGGACAGCAAAGGCAAGGCCUUGCCUGAGGGCCAAGGUGCCAAGCGGUCGAACGACAUGGCCGACCAAGCUCCAUCCAUCCACCCCGCGCUCCUCCACAUGGAGAAAGCCAACAUGUUCGACUACCUGCCCACUUGGGUGGAGCCAGACCCAGACCCCAGCGAAAUCUUGGGCUACAUCAACAUCGUCGACCCCAAUAUAAAGGACCUGAAACUCUCCCAACUGAGCCGCAUCAAGGUCUGCGACAUCUCCCAGGCCAACCUCCAGCACCGGCAGAUGCUAAAGAACAAGGAGCUGGAAGCCAAGAGAAGCCAAGAGGCGUCUGGGCCCAGCCAAGAGCCAAGAGACGCCUCUCCCGCCCCAGGGUCGGCCAUUCCACCACUGUGGAACCAGGACCCAUACAUGCACAGGCCCAAGCAAAGUUUGCAUCCAUACCCCCAGGCGCGAGAAAACUCCAGGGCCCAGCAAAUACAAGACAGACGGAACCAGUGCUAAAAGACCCACCGCAGCCCUCAGCCCCCCGCCGUACUGGCAAAGCAAAGGGUUCAGUUCCCCCAGGGACGUGCCACCCGGACACCUCUCACAAGGCAAUAGCAGAGCAACCGGCAAACCCUUAAUCUCCC
Pelodiscus sinensis (Chinese soft-shelled turtle) is the source of this 2488-nucleotide messenger RNA. The record is from RefSeq and is a predicted model, not a curated record. Lineage: Eukaryota; Metazoa; Chordata; Testudines; Trionychidae.